This is a messenger RNA of Anarrhichthys ocellatus (wolf-eel), 2729 nucleotides long. It is a transcript of the gene tmeff2a, whose product is annotated as transmembrane protein with EGF-like and two follistatin-like domains 2a. Bases 650 to 1792 code for a protein of 380 amino acids. The record is from RefSeq and is a predicted model, not a curated record. Gene Ontology annotation, molecular function: protein binding. The transcript is spliced from 10 exons. Lineage: Eukaryota; Metazoa; Chordata; Actinopteri; Perciformes; Anarhichadidae.
ACAGACAGAGAGAGAGAGAGAGGCACCAACUCGCUGCGACUCUGAACGCACCGCACAUAGCCUACAAAGUAAACGGGAGGACCGCUGCGCUCGUGCAGGAGAGCUGCUCGUUUCACCCGUGGAUACUAUCACACAACAAUCGUCGUCUCCACACCGCUGUCCGUGGGAUACUCUGGCUCCAUCCUCUCGAUUUCACAGUUUUUUCGGAUCACCCCCCUCCCUCUUUUUCUUUUCUUUCUCAUCUUUCUUCCCCUUCUCCUCAUCCUCGAGCAUCCUUCCCUUCUCGCAAGUCGUCUUGCCCGCCUGGCUAACUUUUUCCACCCACCUCCAUCCCUCACACUAUCCCUGCUCCAUUGCUCACCAGCCCACGGCAGUUCACCCGCACCCCCCCCCCCGCACACCCUCCUUCCCCCCCUCCACCACCCACCAGGUCCUCCUCUUAUUGCGGCAGCCUCCCCUGGAUCGGGCGGAACCCAAUUUUUUUGGUCAGACUACCACCGGGGCACUACUACAUGGGGCGCGCGGUCUCGCACGGAAAAUGGUCCGCUCGCGGUCUCUAGGCUCGUCGCUGAACCUGCCGGGAUUGGAGUUGUCGGUGCGAGUCUGCGUCUCUUCCCCACCUCGCCCGUGCUGUCGGGGCCAGUGAGACAUGGGUCCCUCCGCGGCGGCGGCGGCGGCGCGGGCACCGCUCGAGGAGCCCCAGCGGCUGCGCCAGCGGGGCGGGACGGCGGGAGGCUGGCUCAGGAUCACCCUCGUCUCGUUCCUCGCCACUUUACCUGUGGAGCAGCUGCGCGCCUUCCCCUCGUCCCUCAGCGACUGCCAGACGCCAACCGGCUGGAACUGCUCCGGUUUUGAUGACCGGGACACAGACCUGUUCUUGUGCGACACCAACACAUGCAAGUUCGACGGGGAAUGUCUACGGAUUGGGAACAUGGUGACGUGCAUUUGUGACUUCAAGUGCAACAACGACUAUGCCCCAGUGUGCGGCUCCAACAAUCAGAACUACCAGAACGAGUGUUUCCUGCGCAGGGAUGCCUGCAAGCAGCAGUCUGAAGUACUCAUUAUCUCAGAAGGCGCCUGUCCUGCUGAUGCAGGCUCAGGAUCAGGAGACGAUGGAGGAGAGGGCUCCACCGAGGCAGGGCAGAAGGAAACGUCUACCUGCGAUAUUUGCCAGUUCGGGGCUGAAUGCGACGUGGACGCCGAGGAUGUUUGGUGUGUUUGCAACAUCGACUGUUCCCACAUCAGCUUCAACCCGGUGUGUGCCUCAGACGGUCGUUCCUAUGACAACCCCUGCCAGGUGAAGGAGGCGUCCUGUCAGAAGCAGGAACGCAUCGAGGUCAAGUACCUGGGCCACUGCCAAGGCGACAUCAAAGGCGGAGACGGACACUUUGCACGGACCAACACAGAUGAGGAAAAAGAGGAUCCGAGGAACGAGCUGGCCCGCGGCCUGUACAUCCCCUGUCCAGAUCACUACAAAAACUACUGCGUCCACGGGGAGUGUCAGUUCCCAAGUAUCCCGGCUCAGCCCUCCUGCAGCUGUCACUCGGGUUUCAGAGGCCCCCAGUGUGACAUCAAAGAGUACAACGUGCUCUACGUGGUUCCAGGCUCCGGCAAACUGCACUACGUCCUCAUCGCCUCCAUCAUUGGAGCACUCCAGGUGGUCAUCAUCUGUGUGGUGGUGCUCUGCAUUACCAGGAAGUGCCCACGGACCAACAGGAUCAACCGGCAGAAGCAGAACAACGUCCACUUCAGUACAGAGAACACCAUGCGCGCCUCCACGCGGCUCAUCUGAGCCCGGACACACACCGGACAGAGUCCCACCUCUGCUUUACGGAGCGCUGUGGCGUUAGAUGUUCCCCCUCCCCGUAGGCCAACCCCGAAAAUUAGGAUCUGCUUUCCCCCCACUCCUCGCCCUCUUCUCUUCCAGUACGAACUUCAAGGAUGCCCAGGGAGGAUGGCGGUAAAGCAAGGAGGAUGGCGGUAAAGCAAAGAGCUGGCGUACCAGUCAGAGAUGAGACUCGCACAUUUGGGGUAUUGUUGACAUCAGUCCCCAACUGCCACCAACCCCCUCAGGUGCAGAUGUGUCUCCCUGUACCGUGUCACUUCCCCCCCAGGGUUUUUUCUGAAAAACUGAACUAUGAGGUGUUGGGGUGGCAAUGGGGAUACUGAAUGUGUGUGGGUGUGUGUGUGUGUGUGUGUGUGUGUGUAUGGGGGAGUGUGUAUUAGAUGUGUGAGCUUUGGUAGAGGCGGGCUAGCCGGUGUCUGUCGUUUCUAGAUGAGGGGGUCAAAGCAAAGCGGGGUAGCGCAAAGCAGGGUAACGGGCUUUAAAUGAGUUGCGUGUUGUUUGGUCCGGGAGGGGGUGUGGGGGGGUGGGAGGGUUUUUCGGGGCUACACGUGAUGCCUUUGCACCUUGUGUUAUAGGAGACCUUUGACAGAGGGCACAAUGUUAUUAUAGAGCUCUCUGUUCGGUUGUGACGAUGACGUCGGCUUCUGUAUCUUGGGUUCUAUUUCCAAUAGUUAUUACUACAUUGUCUUGAUGGGGUCAUUUUUCUGUAAAUGUAAAUAAAUAAUUUAUAUCACGAAAUGUAACAUGCUGUGUCGCUCUUUAUUUGUGGUGUGGUGAACUUAUUUUACAAUGACCAGGCAAUAACUAGAGGCUAUAGUAUCUACUAUUGUCACAAUGUUUUAAGUAAUGUAUAUUAAAAUUGGGCUAAUCUGGUAACAAUAUA